UCUUGUGAUUCUCACGAAUAUUCGCUGUGAUUCGUAUCCAUUCAAGAACUUUGCAUUCAAUCUAUCGAAUAGGAAUUCACUUUUCUAUUUAAUUUUGUUCGUCACAUAUCAUCAAAUAAACUCUCUAAUAAUGCCACCAAAAACGCGAAAUACGUCUGAUAGUGUCGAUGAUAGCGCUGUUACACUGUCCGACAUUGCAGUUAUGUUGAAGGAGGCCAAGGAACAUAGAACUAGAAUUGAAUUUGACCUGGGAAAAUCUCUUAACCUAUGCCACGAGAAGAUUGACGACUGUGUGAAAGCUUCAGAAGCUCAAUCUAAGAAAAUUCAGGAGUGUCUUGACAUAAUAGCCGGUUUGAAAGUUGAAAAUAACAUCUUACAGAAAAAGGUGAAAGAGCUGGAGGACAAACUUGAUGAAGCCGAGCAGUAUUCACGGAGGAGCACAGUUGAAAUUUUUGGGAUACCGCAGGAAAAAGAUGAAAUCUUGGAAGAUGUAGUUAGCAGGUUGGGAGCAGCUCUGGAUAUGAACAUCGAUGAAUCGAUGAUUGAUGCGUGUCACCGACUCGGAAAGCGACAAGGAGUUGAAAGCCCCCCUGGAAUAGUCCUCAGAUUCGUCAGUCGGCGUUCGAAACAACUACUGUUGAAGAAAAGGAGGGAGAAGAGGAAUUUGACAACGGCGUCCAUGGGUCUCUCUGUAAGUAAUCCAAUUUACAUAAACGAUAGUCUCACGAUUCGUAGAAGAAAACUUCUCAUUGCUGCGCGAGAAGAAAAGAAAAAGAAGAAAUAUGCUUUUGUUUGGGUCCAGGAUGGAAGGAUAUUGAUGAGAAGGGAAUCGACUGGCCCUAUCAUUCCAAUAAACUGUCUAGAAGAUAUAGUAAAAAAAUAGAGGUAGCCUGGGAUUACUAGAUCUUUUCUUGUCUUUAUCAUGUAGCCUUAUUCUCAGAUGUGAAAAAUUAUUGAACUUUAUUAUGUUUGCGAAAAAGUUAAAGAAUUUAGUUAUUAAUAUUUAUUUAAAUUUCUUCUACUUCUAUUAUGGGGGAUAAUCAUUAUAUUAAUUCGUUUCUAAAUCUAUGUGAAGUAAAUAUGGAUAAUCUGAUUAUUGUUCAUCAAAAUAUACGUAGUAUGCGAGAGAACUUCCAAUCUUUCAUGAGUGAGUUUCUUGAUGAGAAUGUUCGUCCGCAUAUUUUUAUUUUCUCAGAAGUAUGGAUAAAGGAACAGGAAAUUGAUUUUUAUAAAUUGGAUGGUUAUAAUGCUUACUAUGAAUGUAAUGAAAAUCACAGGGCAGGCGGAGUAAUUGUUUUCAUUACCAAUAAAUUCAAAAGUGAGUUAACUCAAGCAGAUACAAGUACAUUUGAUGUGUUAAAUGUUAGUGUAGAAUUAACUCCUAGGAUUAAGUUUGCUCUGUUAGCUGUAUAUAGAUUACAAUCUUAUAGUGUCACUGCUUUCACAAAUGAAUUACAAACAUUCAUGGAAAAUAUAAACGAUAAAAAUUUAAUUAUUUGUGGAGAUCUGAAUAUAUGUGUUAAGGAAGUAACUCGUGAAAAUUAUGAAUAUCUAACACUUAUGGCUAGUUUUGGUCUUGAACAGCUGAUAAAUGCACCAACCAGAGUUAAUAGAAUGAGCUCCUCAUCAAUUGAUCACGUUUUCUAUAGAACUCGAGAUAACAUGACAUGUUCUGCUGGUAUCGUUAAGAUUGAUGUGACCGACCAUUACCUAAUUUACUGUCUCCUGGAUAUAGGUGACAUAAUAAAUCCUAGCUCCCAAAACUCUUCUAGCCUAGUCAAUUCUAUUUCUAAAUUUAGCUAUGAAAUUUUUUAUGAACAUGUGAAAUGUAUUGAUUGGAUUGAUGUGUAUGAUACUAAUGAUGUGGAUGUUGCUUAUCAAUUAUUUCUCAACAAAUUAAUAACGGCUGCAGGAAGAUCAAAGGUAGAGGCUCCCAAAAAACGCAGUUAUAAACCACUACAACCGUGGAUAACAUAUAAUUUGUAUCGACGCAUAACUAAACGAAAUCAACUAUAUA
Messenger RNA from Nilaparvata lugens (brown planthopper), 2017 nucleotides. RefSeq lists its product as uncharacterized. Lineage: Eukaryota; Metazoa; Arthropoda; Insecta; Hemiptera; Delphacidae. The coding region runs from base 131 to 883 and encodes 250 amino acids. The record is from RefSeq and is a predicted model, not a curated record. The transcript has 2 exons.